AUGUUAAAAUGUAGCUCUAUUCUGCUUUUCUUUAUUCUUUUGUUUUACACAUAUGUCAAAUUAUCAUAUUCGCAUAAUUACUUAAAUUUUUGCAGAAAAUUUUGCAAAAAUGGUUCAAACAUUAAUGUGAAACCAUAUUUCUUUAUAAAUCGCAAUAAUGUGACUCCAAUACAAAGUAAAAACAACAGUUUUUUGAACCAUUACGUUACACCCUUUUAUAAAAGGAGUAAAUUGUCCCCUAAUUUGGCUUCUCUCAGCAAUGAUUUUCAAAUAACAGAAGUAAAACUGGAAAGAUAUAGGAAUAUAGGUGGGUUUGAUGGAAGAAUCAUGGCACACAUUGAUGCUGGAAAGACUACAACAACAGAAAGAAUACUUUAUUUGACAGGAGUUACCUAUAAAAUGGGAGAAGUGCAUGAGGGCCAGGCAGUAAUGGACUACCUUCCGCAAGAGAAGGAGAGAGGAAUAACCAUAACCUCAGCAGCAACGACGUGCUACUGGAGAGGAGGAUAUCGCAAAAUACCAAUACAUCGCAUAAACAUUAUUGACACGCCGGGUCACGUUGAUUUCACAGUCGAGGUGGAAAGGUCACUGAGAGUGCUGGACGGAGGGAUUGUGGUUUUCGACGGAGUAGCAGGAGUGGAGCCACAAUCAGAAACAGUGUGGAGGCAGGCGGACAGAUACAAGAUUCCGAGAAUAGCAUACGUGAAUAAGAUGGACAGAAUAGGAGCGGACUUUGAAAAGUGUAUUAACGAAAUGAAGGAAAAACUGGGAGCGUUUCCAAUACCAGUAUUUAUACCAGUGGGAGUGCAUAGUGACUUCGAAGGAGUAAUAGACGUAAUAAGGAUGAUAACGGAACGUAGGAGUAAAUUUUAUAAGUUCUCAAAGGAGAAGAACAACUUCAACUACGAGGAACUGGAAAUACCAAAGAAAAUGAAGGAAAGUUAUGAAAAAUAUAGAGAGUUGUUGGUGGAGACAGUGGCACAGGAGUCAGAAGAACUAAUGGAAAAAUAUUUUGCACAAGGUGAGGUGGCUUUAUCGUGCCUUAAACAUAACUUAGAACCGAUAACGGAACAGGAAAUAAGAGAUAUGCUGAGAACACUAACAUUGGCAAACAAAGUAGUACCACUGGCCUGCGGGAGUUCACUAAAGAAUAAAAACAUACAAGGAAUAUUGGACAUGGUAUUGGAUUUCCUACCAUCACCAUGUGAAACAAACAAGUUAUUUUUGGAGUCGAUUAAGAGCAGUGAAUUAGAAAAGGAAUCGGAAGAAAAAGAUCAACAAGAAGAUGUAGAAGGAGGAAAGCAGCCAGAACAACAACUCACAGAGGAGGACGAUGAUAAAAGAAACGAUGCGUACUUCGACGUAAGGGACUUCUCACAGCCGUUUGCAGCAUUGGUCUUUAAGUUGGCAUUUGACUCGAAUUUGGGAAAACAGUCGUUCGUAAGGAUAUACAGAGGGACAGUAAAGGUGGGAGAUAGCGUAUAUAACCCGAGGAUGAAGAAAUCGCAGAGAGUGCAGAAAAUACUCUUCGUACACUCAGAUACAAGAAAGCAAAUAAAGGAAGCACACGCAGGGGACAUAGUGGGAGUGAAGGCGAUAACGGGAGACACACUGUGCUCGGAAAAGGAGCCGAUAGUACUAGAGUCCAUGGAGUUCCCGGAACCAGUGAUAAGCCGCUCAGUGGACAUAAUAUACUCGGGGGACGACGUGAGACUGUACCCAGUGCUGGAGAAGUACAUGGACGAGGACCCGUCAUUCAAGAUGCACAGAAACAAGGAAACCGGCCAGACACUAAUAAGCGGAAUGGGCGAGCUGCACCUGGAGGUGGUCCUGGACAGAAUCAAGAGGGAGCACAAGCUGGAGUUGAAGACGGGAGACCCGCAGGUGGCGUUCAAGGAAACGUUCGUGAAGGAGGUCCAGGCGGAAGGAAAGUUCAUCAAACAGACCGGAGGACACGGACAGUACGGCCACGUGAACUUUCACGUGCUUCCGCUGGAGCAGGGGAGCGGAGUCAAGUUUGAAAGCAAGAUAUUCGGAGGAGCAAUCCCGAAGGAGUUCGUGCCGUACAUAGAGCAGGCGCUGCGGGAGGAGCUGAACACGGGACUGCUGGCGAACUACCCAGUGACCGACGUGCUCGUAACGCUGGUCAACGGCUCCUUCCACGAGGUCGACAGCUCGGAGUUCGCGUUCAAGAUGGCGACCUCGAGAGGCAUCAGGGAGGCAGCCCGCCUCUCGGGAAUGAGGCUGCUCGAGCCGAUCAUGAAGGUGCGAAUAGUGUGUCCGACGGUGAACUUCGGAGAAGUUAUUUCAGACCUGUCGAAGAGGCGCGGGAAAAUUAAGAGCAACAGGGACGGACACGGCUCCGUGAAGGAGAUCGAGGCGGUGGCGCCUCUGAAGGAAAUGACCGGGUACAUAUCGAAGCUGCGCUCGUUGAGCCAGGGCCGCGGCUUCUACACCAUGGAAAUGUCGCACUACGAGCCGGUGCCGCGCGAGGUCCAGGAUCAAAUAGUGUCGACGAGAAAAGAUUAA
Messenger RNA from Theileria orientalis strain Shintoku, 2529 nucleotides. RefSeq names its product translation elongation factor G. NCBI's taxonomy places the organism in Eukaryota, Apicomplexa, Aconoidasida, Piroplasmida, Theileriidae. Gene Ontology annotation, molecular function: translation elongation factor activity; GTP binding; GTPase activity. The transcript is spliced from 13 exons. The record is from RefSeq and is a predicted model, not a curated record. Gene Ontology annotation, biological process: translational elongation; ribosome disassembly. Bases 1 to 2529 code for a protein of 842 amino acids.